Messenger RNA from Mus pahari (shrew mouse), 1983 nucleotides. It is a transcript of the gene Ergic2, whose product is annotated as ERGIC and golgi 2. The transcript has 14 exons. Gene Ontology annotation, cellular component: membrane; COPII-coated ER to Golgi transport vesicle; endoplasmic reticulum. The record is from RefSeq and is a predicted model, not a curated record. NCBI's taxonomy places the organism in Eukaryota, Metazoa, Chordata, Mammalia, Rodentia, Muridae. Bases 443 to 1576 code for a protein of 377 amino acids. Gene Ontology annotation, biological process: endoplasmic reticulum to Golgi vesicle-mediated transport; retrograde vesicle-mediated transport, Golgi to endoplasmic reticulum.
GGAAUAAAUGAAGACGCAAAGCCGGAGGCCGCUCAACCACCUGCGCCGCAGUGUGGCGGGCGCCUUAAGGUGGCUGGUGAUCACUUCCGGUCUGUAGCGCCGCGCGUCUUUCUUGUCUGUCUGUCUCGGGGUCAGGCGGAAGGUAACUUCCCCUUCCUGGAAAGGGACCGGCCUCGUGUUUCCACUUCGUUUCCACGUAGCCACGCCCCUUUCAGGUUGACCGCGCCGCUUGAUUAGAUCACUCACCGUCAACGCGGAAAGUAUCGCGAGGUCUCCACUUGCGCUCCCUUCGGACAUGGUCAGCCGUGAGAGUUGCUCCUGUUCUCGCGAGAUCUUCGUGUGCGCCGGGCUCGGGCGACCCGGGCUUCUGUGAAACAUGGCGGUCGGCUGGGACCGUACCACUGGCAUGACUAUAUGAAGGAGAAGGAAGGUUUUUCUGAAGAUGAGGCGACUGAAUCGGAGAAAAACCUUAAGUUUGGUGAAAGAGUUAGAUGCCUUUCCCAAGGUUCCUGACAGCUAUGUGGAGACGUCAGCCAGUGGGGGAACAGUUUCUCUAAUAGCAUUUACCACUAUGGCUUUAUUAACAAUAAUGGAAUUCUCAGUGUAUCAAGAUACAUGGAUGAAGUAUGAAUAUGAAGUAGACAAGGAUUUUUCUAGCAAGUUGCGAAUCAACAUAGACAUUACUGUUGCCAUGAAGUGUCACUAUGUUGGAGCAGAUGUACUGGAUUUAGCAGAGACCAUGGUUGCUUCUGCAGAUGGUCUGGCUUAUGAACCAGCACUGUUUGACCUUUCACCCCAGCAGAGAGAGUGGCAGAGGAUGCUGCAGCUGAUUCAGAGUAGGCUGCAAGAAGAGCAUUCCCUUCAAGACGUGAUAUUCAAGAGUGCUUUUAAAAGUGCAUCAACUGCACUGCCACCAAGGGAAGAUGAUUCAUCACUGACUCCAGAUGCGUGCAGAAUCCAUGGUCAUCUCUAUGUCAAUAAAGUAGCAGGGAAUUUUCACAUAACUGUGGGCAAGGCAAUCCCACAUCCUCGAGGGCAUGCACAUUUGGCAGCACUUGUCAACCAUGAUUCUUACAACUUUUCUCACAGAAUAGAUCAUUUGUCUUUUGGAGAGCUUGUUCCGGGAAUUAUUAAUCCUUUGGAUGGAACUGAAAAGAUUGCUGUAGAUCACAACCAGAUGUUCCAAUAUUUCAUUACAGUUGUGCCAACAAAGCUACACACAUACAAGAUUUCAGCAGAUACCCAUCAGUUCUCUGUGACAGAAAGGGAACGCAUCAUCAACCAUGCUGCAGGCAGCCACGGCGUCUCUGGAAUAUUUAUGAAAUAUGAUCUCAGUUCUCUCAUGGUGACAGUCACUGAGGAACACAUGCCUUUCUGGCAGUUUUUUGUAAGACUCUGUGGUAUUAUUGGAGGAAUCUUUUCAACAACAGGCAUGUUACAUGGAAUUGGAAAAUUUAUAGUGGAAAUAAUUUGCUGCCGUUUCAGACUUGGAUCCUACAAGCCUGUCCAUUCUGUCCCCUGUGUGGAUGGCCACACAGACAACCACUUACCUCUUUUAGAGAACAACACACAUUAGUACCUUGUGGGUGGAGAAAAACUUUUUGCCUGAGACAUAAAGCCUUUUCUAAUAAUAACAUGUUGUGCAAUAUAUUCAAAGAAAAAGAAAAUAUGAGAACCUGGAAACAAUAUUUAAAAAAGAAAAAACAGCCAAGGAAAACAACCAACGGCAGUUGUCUUGUAUGUGUUGUGUCUGUUACAAAUGUUGUAGAAGAAAUUAUGCAGCUAACUGGAGAGUCGGCUCAGCCAACAGUGCCAGGUGAGGACAGCACCCCUGACGCUCUCCCAGCAGACAGACAGUAUGGAAAGCAGCGCCUAGAGGAUGGACGUCACCUGUGUUCAAAGAAAAGGGCAUUGAUACAUGCGAAUGUGUGCGUCCUUUGUUUUUAAAGAUGUCAGAAUAAAAUGUGUAAAACAUAUGGAAAA